AUGGCCGAUUCAGCUUCAAUACUCGGUACGAUCGUCGCCGUGAGCUCCUCUGCUGCUCAGCUUGCCCUCACCAUCUUUCGCCUUGUGCACGAGGCGAAGGAUGCACCCCAAAUUUUGACCGACUUUCGCCAAGAGCUGUUCCAAUUUAAGGAACUUCUCAGCCAAAUAGAAGGCAUCCUACUUGACGAUGAAGAGAAGUCCGAGAAGGCCCAAGAGCAGCUUUUACCGAUUAAGAAGCUGUUGGAAAAUUGCAGCGACUAUCUGAUUCGGGCCAAACACCAAUUCCCCGAGCCCAAUGAGUACGACCCUCAUGUGUCACUGUUGCAGCGACUUCGGCUGGUCGUGAAGAAGGACGCAUUCGUGGCUUCACGCGCCCACAUGCAGAUGGUUGCCCAGAUCCUUACGCUACAGCUCCAGAGGAUAGCUAUCGUGAAGACUUUCCACAUCUCAGGUACGCAAGACCACAUUGAAGAGUCACAGGCGCGGACGGAGAAGGAAAUCCAAAAGCUAGAACCAAUCCUACGAGCCGUGCAGUUUAAAUUAGCCACGAUCGAGAAGCACAUCUCCGGCGACGAUGAUGACAGCGAAGACAGGACGUUGAUUGAAACCUCGAGAGGGCCUGAAGAUUUUAGACUCAGGCACGAGCAGUAUCUCGCUAAGUAUGCCAGGCACAUGCUCGACUCAGGUCGUCAAUUUGAGGAACAGAUGAAGAUUAAAGCUCAGACUGCCUAUGGGUCUGAUACUGGCUCUCAGCCGGGCACAAUUGCCCAGUGGAGAGCUGAAGUGGCAACAGAAGCAAUUCCUGGCGGGGCAAGCGAUUUGAGGACUCCACCUCAGAGCAUUCGUAGUUCUUUGCCGCCAAUUCAAGAAGUCAAGGCAGAUAUAUCUGUCAGCUUUUCGCGCAAUCCUAAUUUCAUACGUAAAAGGGUAGAUCUCUUUCAGAAAGAAGUUACUAGGCAGGCAGCAGCUGGAGCAUUUGAUGACGCGCGCGAGAAUCAAAUCAAAUCAAUCAAUCUACUCGAGGAGCUAGAAGCAAGUCACAAUGUCAAAUUUGAGGAGAAGGUCCCAUAUGUAAAGAAACUAGCCCAGCUCUACAUGCAAGAUGACACACUUGGGAGCUAUGAGGAGGCCGCGAAUAUACUUAAGCGAUUGUUGGCAGACAUAGCAACUGAUAAUAUGGAGGUAACUAGUGCGCUGCAUCAAAUGCUAGCUGUCGUUUAUGACGGUAAGAAAGACUGGAAGUAUGCUGAACUACAUGCCGGUAUUGCGCUCGAUCAACGGGAGAAUCUGCCUGGUCCGCCCGCAGCACUGAUACAAGAAUCUGCCGCAUUUCUGAUUGACUUCUAUGAGAAGCAGAAUGAUACCGAUUCUGCGUCGAUGGCCUUCGCGUUGAGAGCUAGUUACAGCGACUAUCUAGUCUCUAGCCCAUCACCAGAAGCUCGGCGUCAACAAGAGCCUGUAAGAAACGUCUCUGGCAGUUCGGUUGAAAGACAGCUUGAGCUAUCCCCUGAGAUGCAUUGGCUACUCCAUCAGGGGUUCGGAAUUGGCCCUCGAGAUUAUAAAGACCGACUUCACAUGAAAACCAAAAUGACGCCGAUCAUUACUCUUAUUCAAUCCAGCGACCCAAGUGGGAUUGAAAUGCUACGUCGGCUUGUGGAUGACGGAGCUUCCAUCAACAUUCCAGAUGGUGACAAAGACUUGCAAAUGACUCCAAUCAUGUGGGCUGUUAGGUGUAAGAAUGAAGGGGCCGUAAAAUUUCUUCUCAAUGCAAGACCUGACACUCGUAUACCUGACGUGCGUGGAAGGACAGCUCUCCACGUUGCAAUGGACAAAGACUCCACCUCCCUGGCUCAACGAUUGUACGACUACGACGCGGAAUUGAUUCACUUCGCAGAUGGAUUUGGCACCACGCCGCUUCAUUGCGCAGUCGAACGCAAAUCUAAGAAAUUAGUAACGUGGCUACUCAAUAGAAGGGCCAAUGUCAAUGUACAGGACAACGACUGGCGAACGCCACUGCACACAGCUGUAUACAAUGAUGCCAUCGAUCUCAUUACACAAUUGCUCAACCAUAGACCCCCACCAGACUUAUCACUUCGUAACCGUGAAGGCCGCACAGCCAUCGAGGCGGCGAAGGCCAAGGGCAAGAACUCUCGACUGUAUCAUCUCCUAUCUCAUGCAUCUUCGAAUGCUUCUACAGUUACCUCACCUCAGCACAGUCAUCGUCCGUCGACAACGACACUGGUCCCGCAACGUUCAUGGACCACCCUAGCACCUCCUAGUCCAGGCCGGACAUCAUCUCACACAUAUCGCGAUAAGCCGCUGCCUCUAAGUCCCAUAGAGCGGAGUGGCACCGUGUCAUCUUCCUCGACGGAGAAAAGUUUAGGCUUUUUCUCCGCUAAAUGGAAGGCAAAACAUCAUCUAGACACAAAAGUAUAA
Messenger RNA from Bacidia gigantensis, 2436 nucleotides. RefSeq lists its product as uncharacterized. Bases 1 to 2436 code for a protein of 811 amino acids. Lineage: Eukaryota; Fungi; Ascomycota; Lecanoromycetes; Lecanorales; Ramalinaceae. Gene Ontology annotation, molecular function: protein binding. The transcript has 2 exons. The record is from RefSeq and is a predicted model, not a curated record.